AUGGGCGCUAUUGUUGCAGGAAGUGAAUGGCACAGAGUUGGGAGCGAUGGAGGAAAACUGCACCGACCUGACGGAGAGGAUAUUACGGCUCACCCUGGAGAUCAUCUACCUGCUGACCGGGGAGGAUAACAUAGUUGUGAAGAAGACAUCAGGAGAUGGACAGAACCCCAUUAUGGUUCCUCUACUUUCCUUACUGGUUCCAGAAAGAAACAAUGAAAAGAAGAUUCUAGAAGUCACCCAAAAGAUCAUUGAGCUUCUGACAGGAGAGAGUGAAAAAUGGAACAAUUUUAAUGUUGGUAUGAAAGAAGAAAUAAAAGAAGAAGAAGAGGAGGAGGAUGACGUGCUGAAAGAGUGGGAGUAUAUAGAAGAACACAGGGAUCUCCACAAAGACAUCAUGAUCAUGAUGGAGAAUCAGCCGCCCCUCACAUCACCGGGUAAGAGGAGACUUUAUUGUAAAGGAGAAAGCAGUACGGAGGGUCCACCUAGAUCCCCCAUCAUCUGACUCCAUGAUCUGACCGCCCUUACACGUUACGUCCAAUCAAGCAUUUAUUGAACCUUGUUUAUUACGAGGUCUAUAAGCAGUGCUUUGUAUUCAGUCAGUGUGUUUGUUUCCUACAGAUGUAUCCAGUAAUAGGAACCCACCAGAGAGAUGUCCCCCUCCUCUGUAUUCCCGGGAUUCCACACAGGAAGAUCACACCAUUCUUCACCGUCAUCAGGCAGAAAAAGUGAUGGGUUUAAAAAUUGAGGUUAAAGAGGAAGAAGAGAUCUAUGAGAUAGAUGAUCAGCUGUCUAUAAAUAAAGGUGAAUUGAUGGUGACAAUGACCAAGGAGGAAUCUUCUCUAGAUGUCAGCACAGGAGGACCCAAUAGUGGGAAUACCCCAGAAGGAUGUCUUAUUUUAUCUGCAUAUUCGAACAAAGAUGAUAAUGGCAUAAAACAAUAUUCCCCAGGAGAAAGGAUUGCUACUCAAAAUAUACAUCACAAACCUAAUCAUAUGGUAAGAUCAAAAGAUCAGUUUAUUUCUGAGAAGUCCAAAAAUAAAACACAUACCAUUUUCCCAAAUGGCCAACCAAGUAUUCACAAUGCAGAGCAACCACCAGAUCCUUCUAAGUCCGAGGAAUCUUCUCAAGAUCCUUUCCAGGAUUGUGAAAAAUCGAGCAUAAAAAACAAAGACCUGGUUGGAAAUCAAAGAACUAACGUUAUUGGAAAAUGUUUUCCCUGUUCCGAGUGUGAUAAGUCCUUCAUAAAGAAAUCAAAUCUCAUUCAACACCAGAGAGUCCACACCGGCGAGAAGCCCUUUCCCUGCGCCGAGUGUGGAAAAGGCUUCUCCAGUAAAGGGAGCCGUGAAAACCACAUGAGGAUGCACACCGGUGAGAAGCCGUUUUCCUGUCCGGAAUGCGGCAACUGUUUUGCGCGGAAAGUGACACUGAUUCUCCACCAGAGAACACACACCGCACAAGGCCACUGUCUUGAUCAGCAUGUGGAACGUCAUAAAAAUAAGGCUUCAUUGCCAUGUUCUGAGUGUGGUAAGUCCUUUGAGAAGAAAUCUGUACUCCACAUCCAUCAGAAGGGUCACACCGGUAAGGAGACCUUCGCUUGCCCUGACUGUGAAACAUCAUUCAAAAGAAAACAUGAUCUGGUUGCACACCAAAGAAUUCACACCGGAGAAACAAAUUUUUCAUGUUGCAAGAAGUCCUUCAAAGACAGUUGGAAAAUCGUUCAACACCAGAGAAUCCACACUGGGGAAAAGCCCUUCUCCUGUUCUGAGUGCGGAAAGUCUUUCAUUCAGAAAUCGCAACUAAAAACACACCAGAUUGUCCACACCGGCGAGAAGCCCUUCCCCUGUUCUGAGUGCGGAAAAUGCUUCCCCAGUAAAGGAAACCGUGAUAAACACAUGAGAAUUCACACCGGUGAGAAGCCAUUUUCCUGUUCAGAUUGCGGCAAAUGUUUUGCGCAGAAAGUGACUCUAAUUCUCCACCAGAGAAUACACGCCACAGGAGACCACUGAGAAACUGAUGGUGGAGGUGCAUAGGCUGAGUCUAUAUGUCAGUAGAACAAUCAUCUGAUGAAGGUGAGGCAUGCUGAAAGGAUUAGCCAACCCAAAAGGAAUAUUUUUUUUUUUAUUGCUGUUUUAAUUCCAUUACUUACAAUAAAUUCAUUUUUUGAUUUAUAA
Messenger RNA from Rana temporaria (common frog), 2171 nucleotides. RefSeq names its product oocyte zinc finger protein XlCOF6.1-like. Bases 729 to 2006 code for a protein of 425 amino acids. Gene Ontology annotation, biological process: regulation of immune system process; regulation of cytokine production; negative regulation of transcription by RNA polymerase II. Lineage: Eukaryota; Metazoa; Chordata; Amphibia; Anura; Ranidae. The transcript is spliced from 5 exons. The record is from RefSeq and is a predicted model, not a curated record.